AUGCUCUUGAAUUUGGCAUACAUUUUACGUUUGGAGUGGAAUAGUUGUGUAAAAUAUAUUGAAUCAAACAGCAAUCCCUUGGCGAUAGUGGACCUCAACGAAAGUACUGAUGAUGCCGAUUAUGUUACAAACUCGCAGAUCGAUGCCAUCGAGUUGACAUACAUACGUUGUCAUCAAUAUUUGGCCAAUAAAUUGAAUAAUGAGUUGCUACAAAUUGCCGCCUCAAAUGCGGACAGCGAUUGUGAUCGACAUGUAGAGCAAUUUCUCAAUGGUAAAAUCGAUGUACAAACAUUUUUAAAUAAUUAUACGCAUUCAAAGAAAGUAAGCGCCGAACGCAAAGCCAAAGAAGAGCGCUUGGGUCACCAACUUAGCGCAUUGGAACGUGCCGGCAUUUAA
Rhagoletis zephyria (snowberry fruit fly) is the source of this 396-nucleotide messenger RNA. RefSeq lists its product as uncharacterized. Gene Ontology annotation, cellular component: ESCRT I complex. The record is from RefSeq and is a predicted model, not a curated record. NCBI's taxonomy places the organism in Eukaryota, Metazoa, Arthropoda, Insecta, Diptera, Tephritidae. Gene Ontology annotation, biological process: ubiquitin-dependent protein catabolic process via the multivesicular body sorting pathway; protein targeting to membrane; protein targeting to vacuole.